CGUUCUUCCAGAGCAACCGGAGCGCAGAGAGAGAGAGAGAGAGAAGAGAGAUGGCGCAGGCGAUCAUGUCAAAGGGAUUGGAGGUGAAUCCUGCGCUGACGCCUGCUCAUAUCGGCGGAGCUCGGAGGCCGACGCCUGUUCCUUACUCCCUUCCUCUUGGAUCAGUGGCCAGGCCCGGGCCUUUCGGUGGCUUGAGAGCGCGAGGCUGCGGGAGGCGCGCAUCGCCUCUUAGGGUCUCGGCCUCUGUCGCCGUGGCUGCCGAGAAACCAUCGGCGGCGCCGGAGAUCGUGUUGCAGCCCAUUAAGGAGAUCUCCGGUACGGUUAAGCUCCCCGGAUCCAAGUCCUUGUCGAAUCGGAUCCUCCUCCUUGCUGCCCUUUCCGAGGGUACCACCGUGGUGGACAACUUGUUGAACAGUGAUGAUGUUCGCUAUAUGCUUGCUGCUUUGAGAACCCUUGGCCUUUCGGUGGAAGAUGAUGUUGCAACUAAGAGAGCAACAGUUGUAGGAUGCGGUGGCCAAUUCCCGGUGGGUAAAGAUUCUAAACAAGAAGUUGAGCUCUUCUUGGGAAAUGCAGGGACUGCAAUGCGGCCACUGACAGCAGCUGUCACAGCCGCUGGUGGAAAUGCAAGCUACGUACUUGAUGGGGUCCCAAGAAUGAGGGAAAGACCUAUAGGAGAUUUGGUUGCUGGUCUGAAACAGCUUGGUGCAGAUGUUGAUUGUUUCAUGGGCACCAAUUGCCCUCCUGUUCGUGUAAAUGCAAUGGGUGGUCUUCCAGGGGGAAAGGUGAAACUUUCUGGAUCCAUUAGCAGCCAGUACUUGACUGCUUUGCUCAUGGCAGCUCCCUUGGCUCUUGGGGAUGUGGAGAUUGAGAUCAUUGAUAAGCUUAUCUCCAUUCCAUAUGUAGAAAUGACUUUGAAAUUGAUGGAACGUUUUGGAGUUAAGGUUGAGCAUUCUGAUAAUUGGGAUAGAUUCUAUAUCAAGGGUGCUCAAAAAUACAAGUCUCCUGGAAAUGCAUAUGUCGAAGGUGACGCAUCAAGUGCUAGUUAUUUCUUAGCAGGCGCUGCAGUCACUGGUGGCACUGUCACUGUGGAAGGUUGUGGUACAAGCAGUCUACAGGGAGAUGUGAAAUUUGCUGAAGUUCUUGAGAAAAUGGGAGCAAAAGUUUCAUGGACUGAAAAUAGUGUGACUGUUACUGGUCCACCACGGGAUCCUUCCAAGAAGGGACAUUUGCAUGGAAUUGAUGUCAAUAUGAAUAAGAUGCCUGAUGUUGCCAUGACCCUUGCUGUUGUCGCACUAUUUGCUGAUGGCCCUACAGCCAUAAGAGAUGUGGCUUCAUGGAGAGUUAAGGAGACUGAAAGGAUGGUAGCCAUUUGUACAGAACUUAGAAAGCUUGGAGCAACGGUGGAGGAAGGCCCCGACUUUUGUAUCAUUACGCCCCCAGAAAAGUUGAAUAUAACAGCGAUUGACACGUACGAUGAUCAUAGGAUGGCAAUGGCAUUCUCGAUAGCUGCUUGUGCCGAUGUUCCUGUCACAAUCAAAGACCCAGGUUGCACUAGGAAGACAUUCCCCGACUAUUUCGAUGUUUUACAGAGGUUUACAAAGCAUUGAAAUGGGACCUCCCAAAAAGAGUAUAGUGAAGUUCCAAUCCCCGGGUCUGCAGAGAAGCCUCUCUAAAUUUCUCACUAUUUUGUGAUGGACGAUUCUUUGUUUUGCUGCUCAAUAAUGUGACUUGCACUGCCUAUGCAGGUUGUUAUCUUAAGACACCUUUGUAUCUGAAUUGAGUAUUUUUGGGUAGAGGACGCGUUGGUACAUGUCAUUUUAUUUGGAAACAUCCAACCAAAUACGUGUAAUAUGCUGUAGACUGAAUCAGGUCAUGAAUUCUUAUGCCCCUUAUUACCCUA
Musa acuminata subsp. malaccensis (wild Malaysian banana) is the source of this 1900-nucleotide messenger RNA. RefSeq names its product 3-phosphoshikimate 1-carboxyvinyltransferase 2. Lineage: Eukaryota; Viridiplantae; Streptophyta; Magnoliopsida; Zingiberales; Musaceae. Gene Ontology annotation, molecular function: 3-phosphoshikimate 1-carboxyvinyltransferase activity. The record is from RefSeq and is a predicted model, not a curated record. Gene Ontology annotation, biological process: aromatic amino acid biosynthetic process; chorismate biosynthetic process.